Molecule: messenger RNA, 1304 nt
Organism: Mytilus trossulus (common blue mussel)
Lineage: Eukaryota; Metazoa; Mollusca; Bivalvia; Mytilida; Mytilidae
Product: G-protein coupled receptor 157-like
Exons: 3
Coding region: 171-1229 (352 amino acids)
Biological process (GO): adenylate cyclase-activating G protein-coupled receptor signaling pathway; cell surface receptor signaling pathway
Cellular component (GO): plasma membrane
Molecular function (GO): G protein-coupled receptor activity
Source: RefSeq, a predicted model, not a curated record
GAUAUUGCAUUAACCGGAAAAAACUUGUUCUUUCUAAAAAUGUGAUAUACUAGGUAAGUUAUCAUUUGAAAUAAGUGUAAACAAAACCACGUGCUUUACAUGUACAGUCUGAUAAUUCAUAACCUAGGAGAUAAGAAGCAUAUUCGUCCUAUUCUUAAAGUAAAUACAGCAUGUACAAGAUGGGAAAUAAAACAGAUCCAGGAGAUUUAAUUGACAAAAUUAACAUGUUAGAUAUUGUUUUGACUCUUGCAGGAGCCUCGUUGUCAAUAGUAGGAGCGUUUGUGUUAUUUUUUGCUCAUUAUCUAAGACAUAAAAGUGGGAAACCAACGAACGAAGUUCGACAAUUCUUAAUAUUUCUUACAAUUGCAGAUAUGUUUAAUGCUUUAGGACUUUUAUAUGGAGUAGCGAAUUUUCUAAAUUCUGAGGAUUCUACUGAUGAAAAAGUGGCUGCCUGCCAUCGGCAUGAAGAAUUAGGCUGUAUUGCACAAAGUUAUAUGACAACACUGUUUGGUAUGAGCUCGUUUUUCUGGACAACUAUUAUAGCCUUUCAUUUGUUUUGGACAUACGAGGAAAAUUCUCCCAGCAGUAUCAAGAAGACAAUUUUGUAUCAUGUUAUUAACUGGGGAAUUCCAUUUGCUAUAACAACAGCGGCUGUGAGCAAGAACGUGUUGGGAUCAGACUUGUCUGUUGGUUCCGGUGCCUGGUGCUGGAUAUCAGCAUGCUUGCCUCACUACGAUAGAACUUUAUGGAUGACCAUUUCACUGAAAGGAUGGGAAAUUCUAAUGUAUUUCUCCUGUUGUGCAUUUUAUUUGUUGAUAAAAUGGCGUAAAAUUAAAAUACGGCGACAUCGACGAAAAAUGAAUAUUGGUUUAUCAUUAUCGCCAAGCCAAACAGCAGUCCAAUCAGACGUAGAGACGAAACCUCACGAAGAUAUACGAUUUCUGCUUCUCUGGUUAUUUGAAGUUUCUCUCCGAAUAUUUGGUACAGUACGCUACCUAACUGCUGCAGUGAAGAGACACACCGCCAAAGAUUUAAAGGAUUAUAAUUCAGUGGACAAAGUUUUAUUACACUUUCAGAGUUUUGGCGACAGUGCGCAAGCGCUGUGUUCUUGUUUAUUGUUCUGUAUUUUUGACAAAGAAAUGCGUAAUUUGCUAAAAGAUAAAAUUGUUUGUAAUCAUAAACGUUCUGAGAAAAGACCAUUAUUAACUAGACAAACAACAGUUUGUUGAAAUCUCGCAAGCAAUUAAAGCCAUUUGUGAUAUUAGAUUUAAAAAUGUUUGUUUUAAUAAAGAAUCAACGCUAUA